CCCUCCUCACUAUCCUCAUCAUUCACAACAAACCCAAAAACCAAACCUCCUCCUUCCUAUCUUGAACAACCGCCGAGAGACCUCCCCGUCGCCGUCGCCGUCGCCGUCGCCGCAAAUGGAGCUGCUCAACGUGGUUCCGGCGGACGCCAUGGCCUUCCCCCUCUACUCCCUCCCCGCGGCGGCCAACACCGUCGCCUCGCUCUUCGCCUGGCUCGUCGCGGCCCUCGCCGCCGCCGUCGGCCUCUGGCGCAUCCGCGCGGCCGGCUCCUCCAACAAACUACCCGGCGCCGGCGCCCGCAGCAGCACCCUCUUGGACGACAAUCAGCAGCCGCAGGCCGUUUCGUCGUCUGCCGCCGACGAGCCACGGCCCGCACUCGCCGUGCCGGUGGAGCCGUCCUCCCCGAUUAGCGAGCCGAGCUCGCCGUCCAAGGUCCGGUUCACGGCAUACUACGGCGGGGCCGGAGCUGACGAUGGGGUAGUGGACGGCGUCAGGAAAUGCGCGGACAGGGACGAGGACGAGGACGGCGUGCCCGUCGUCGACGACCAGAGCGAGACACAGCCGAGACGGACGGCGUCGAUGAGGAUCAGGUCGGCAGCCUCGACGGCGGUGCCCUGCUGGGAGAAGAGGGAGAUGGCCGUGCGGAGGCGGGGAGAUUUGGGCUGGUACCACCACCUUGACACGGCGGUGCUUGACGGCACCGUUGUAAGGCUGUGGGACGGCGAGGUCACCGCGGCGGUGGCGUCGCCGAGGGCGCGGCGGGGGAGGGCAGGAUUGAAACUGCGCCUGUCACUAUAGAGAUGUGUGUAUAAUGUGGUUAGGAUUAUUGGAUUGUUAUUAGGUGGGUAUGACGAUUUUGUCCUUCAAUUUGGGCAUGUCAUAUGUAUGUGUAUCGUCUAAGAGGGCCGAGGCUGAAAAAAUGAACAGCCUUCGUCUCAGCUCUCAGGAGAAACGAAAAUUUGGCAAAUAAUGGCAGAGUAUUCUUGCUCA
Aegilops tauschii subsp. strangulata is the source of this 988-nucleotide messenger RNA. RefSeq lists its product as uncharacterized. NCBI's taxonomy places the organism in Eukaryota, Viridiplantae, Streptophyta, Magnoliopsida, Poales, Poaceae. The record is from RefSeq and is a predicted model, not a curated record.